This is a messenger RNA of Plectropomus leopardus (leopard coralgrouper), 435 nucleotides long. The record is from RefSeq and is a predicted model, not a curated record. NCBI's taxonomy places the organism in Eukaryota, Metazoa, Chordata, Actinopteri, Perciformes, Serranidae.
AUGGAAGCCCCGCCGGAGGACGAGACUGCCGCGGGGACCGAGGCAGCGGAGCCCGGAGAGGAGCCGAGAGCCUCGGAGGAAGCCGUCAGGUUCAUGUCCGGUGUUGAGCCGGCAGAGCUGCUGCAGUGUGUGUUUCCAGACUCUCUGGUGACGGUGUCCGAGGGUGGACGACACCUGGGGAAGUUCAGCGUGACGGUGGAGUUUGCCCGUAGAGUCGAGCAGCCCUGUGUGCUGCUGCACGCUCAGAGCCAGGGAGCCAUCGAUGACUCCCCCUGUGGGACCACGGUGACCGCCUACCUGUCCACGGAGCUGGAGGUGCUGGAGGAAGAUUAUCAUGAGUACGUCAAGCUCGAGGGCCACAGUUUGGACAAGAGGUGUCACAUGGUGCAGCGUGACGGGCAGAUGGUGAUUGAUAAAGUGACCACUGUAGGGGAG